Racocetra persica is the source of this 829-nucleotide messenger RNA. The record is from the annotation of a GenBank genome assembly. Lineage: Eukaryota; Fungi; Glomeromycota; Glomeromycetes; Diversisporales; Gigasporaceae.
GUAUUGACUAUCUCUGGAUAGAUCAACUCUGCAUUAACCAAAAAGACCGAGAAGAAAAAGCCGAAGAAGUCAGAAAAAUGAGAAAAUGUUAUGGUGAGGGCGAGGCGACUCUAAUUUCUAUAAAUGCUGAUGCCAAGGAUAAAGUAACACACGAAGAAAGCAAAGAAGAUAAACAAACUAUUUUUAUGUUUGAUGACGUUUUAAUUGAUGGGAGGAUGAUGGCACAAGUUUGGGCAGUGAUCCAACAAGUCGGUCAUCCCGAAGAAAAUUUAAACAAAGAGCCUCGGAUAUUUGUUACUCCACUAGUCAUUAAAAAACGUGGCCGUGGUAAUCCUAUUGACGGAAUUUAUUCCGUCCUCGGUUUAUUACCUUAUGGUGAAAAGGUAAAAGUUGAUUAUUCCUUAAAACCAGAACAGGCCUUACUAGAGACAAUGAAAACAUCUGUCGAAGCAGAUAUAGUUUGUGAACCAAAAAGUGCAGAAUUUACGGAAAGCGGUAUUAAGUUAAUUGGUUCUCAGCGUUCAAUAAAAGCUUUGGACAAAACGAAAAGUAUUCAUGUUUUUCAAAGAACUGAGGAUAUGGUUGGAUUACUUAUGGUCUACGUAUUUACAGGUGACAGCAGGGAUUAUAGCAAUAGCAUUGCGUUGAAAGGAUCUAAAGAGACCCUUGAAAAAAUAAAAGAAGAAGAUACUUUAGUAAUUUUCAGUAAGGAAAAAUGGAAAAUUAAAAACAAUGAAAAGUAUGGAGGGCUUGCUAUUUUGGUACCUAGCGUGAGUAAUUUUGAUUGCCCAGUAGACAUGAUGGAAUUGGAUAACUUAGAAGACCGCAG